Messenger RNA from Copidosoma floridanum, 1264 nucleotides. RefSeq lists its product as uncharacterized. Gene Ontology annotation, biological process: regulation of regulatory ncRNA processing; siRNA processing. The record is from RefSeq and is a predicted model, not a curated record. Gene Ontology annotation, molecular function: siRNA binding; double-stranded RNA binding. Gene Ontology annotation, cellular component: cytoplasm; RISC complex; nucleus. NCBI's taxonomy places the organism in Eukaryota, Metazoa, Arthropoda, Insecta, Hymenoptera, Encyrtidae.
CUCUCUAAUAGUAGUGUGUAUAUGAAUAUACAUCACAGUUAAGUGCAGGGAUAAACGGAGCAUUUUCAAGAUACAAAAUUAUAUAAAUUCAUCUAGCUGUGAUAAGCAUUUUAUAGUAAAAUGAGCCAAAAUCCUAUUUCGCGCUUGCAAGAGACUUUGAUAAAAUUAAAUAUAGAACCAAAGUAUGAAAUGAUUGAAGAAAUGCGGGGAACUCAAGGAAAUAAGUUCACAGUAAUAUUGCAGUGUGGGAGUAAGUGGCCAUCUGUAACAAAAACGGGAUUUAGCAAAAAGGACGCUAAAUAUAAAGCUGCUGAAAGCAUGCUACAGUUAAUUAUGCCACAUUGCAGUACCUUUAAUGUAAGUGCCAAAGAUAUUUCAAAAGAUGAUGAGGAUUCCCGUGAAAAUUGGAUUGGUAAAUUAAAGGAAAAAACUGAUAAAGUGGGAAAAAUCGAGCCCUAUUAUGAUUGUCACGCAGUAGGAUCAGCUCAUAAUCCAACAUUUACAGUGACUUGUAGCUAUAACAAUUCAACAGUAGAUGCUACAGGUCGAACAAAGAAAAUAGCAAAAAACUUGGCAGCAAAAUGUAUGUACCAAAAAAUAAUGGGGAAAUACAGUUUCAAUUUUUCAGACAAAGAUAAUGCCGAGUCAGAAGUUGGUAUGUACACAAAAAUAAUACUAUCCGAAAUGGAUAAAAUUCAGAUUGAGGAAAGUGAUAUGUUAUUUAACUACAGUGUAGAAAAAGCUAAGGGUCUUUACUCACAUCUCAGUCUGAAAAAUUUCAGAAAGAGUGCUCCUGAACUAAAUGAAAUAGAUUUCUUAAAAUAUUAUAUGUACCUAAAAAGUGAUAUAGAAUCUAAGGGAGUCGCGAAUAAAUUUAUGAGACUAAAAGAAAUAAUGCUAUGCUGCAAAAGUGUUUGUAACUCCAAGAACGAAAUUGAUUGUUUGAAUCAGGAAAGACCGAUGGAACUCUUUCGAGAACUGCUUAAUGAUCUUUGCAUAAGUUUUGUAACAAAUUAUCAUCAGCAAAAAAACAAUUACAUCUUUUGGAUUACAUUAGAUACAUCACCAGUUACAGUAGAGAUAGGCUUAGGAAAAAAUGUAAAAGUAGCUGAAAUCUUAGCUAUUUUUCAAGUAUGUAUGACUGUUUCAAUUUUAUUAAAAUAGAUUUAUAUAUUAUAAAUAACCAAUGAUUCAAACUUAUAAAAUGUUAUGCAGGUUGCAAUUGUAAGGCUCAUUUGCUGUGAGUGCAAGUGCCUGUGAUAUA